Messenger RNA from Chaetura pelagica (chimney swift), 783 nucleotides. RefSeq names its product carbonic anhydrase 15-like. NCBI's taxonomy places the organism in Eukaryota, Metazoa, Chordata, Aves, Apodiformes, Apodidae. The annotation marks the transcript as partial. The record is from RefSeq and is a predicted model, not a curated record. The transcript has 8 exons. Gene Ontology annotation, cellular component: plasma membrane. Gene Ontology annotation, molecular function: carbonate dehydratase activity; zinc ion binding.
UUGGUGAGAGCAGCCGCGGGAGGACAGUGGUGUUAUGACUCGCAGGACCCCAAAUGUGUAAAUGAUGGGCACACAGUGAUGCUGAGCCUGGCGAGUGAGCUGGCCCCUGAGCACAUCACCAUCAGCGGUGGAGGCCUCCCUGGCAGGUACCGGGCGCUGCAGCUCCACUUCCACUGGGGCAGCCCAGCUGGGAAUGGCUCCGAGCACACCCUCGAUGGGCACCAGCUCCCCAUGGAGCUGCACAUUGUCCACAUGAAUGUCAAGUACCGGACGCUGGCAGAGGCCAAGGGACAUCCCAAUGGGCUGGCUGUCCUCAGCUUCUUCUACCAGGUCUCCGAAAGCCCCAACACCAACUACAACACCAUCGUGGCAGGGCUGAGGAACAUCUCCCAGGCUGGAGAAUCCGUGGAUUUGGCCUCCACCUUCCGCCUGAGCACCCUGCUGCCGCGUGCCGGCCGGCUCUCCGGGUACUACCGCUACCAGGGCUCCCUCACCACCCCCGACUGCAGCGAGGUUGUCGUCUGGACCAUCUUCGAGGAGCCAGUGGAGAUCAGCCAGGAACAGCUGCGGCCGUUCGUCAGCACCCUGCACUUCCCGGCCACCGGCCCCACGCCCCUCAAAAUGACCAACAACUUCCGCCCGCCCCAGCCCCUCCGCAGCAGAAAGGUCUUCGCCUCCAGGGCGGCCACGGCCAGCAGUGGGUCCCCGUGCAGGGGGCACUGCCAGCUCUUCUCCCCCCUGCUCCUGCUGGCCCUGCUGGGCCCCUUCUCACCAACCCCCUAG